This is a messenger RNA of Thalassophryne amazonica, 1820 nucleotides long. It is a transcript of the gene mtrf1l, whose product is annotated as mitochondrial translational release factor 1-like. Gene Ontology annotation, molecular function: translation release factor activity. The transcript is spliced from 8 exons. The coding region runs from base 304 to 1632 and encodes 442 amino acids. NCBI's taxonomy places the organism in Eukaryota, Metazoa, Chordata, Actinopteri, Batrachoidiformes, Batrachoididae. Gene Ontology annotation, biological process: translational termination. The record is from RefSeq and is a predicted model, not a curated record.
GCCUUUUUUUUACUGAACCACGCCUAAAUACAUUUGCACAAAUGAUCCCAUGUUUUAUAUUAAUCUGCAUCAGUUUCAAAGGCAAACGAUGAUGAUAGUCGUGUUUAGUGGACCCAGAAUUUACAUUUGUGCAGUUAUAUGAACUGCACGUACCUUCGUGAGAAGUGAUCAAAUUUGAAAUUAUCAACAUUUUCAAAACAGUUUGGUGUUACCUCACUUUGACUGGUUGUGCUGAAGUUGAGGUAUGUUAAGAGCCGUGAAUACUUUAAUACAGUGAAUAUUACAUCCAAAUCAUUUGUGCUAAUGGCUCAUAGAAAGGUCAUAAAUCUCCUUUUCAUAAAGAGCAGUGUUGGUCUGUUCAAGCCUCCUUUUCCGAAAUCUCUGUAUGUUUUUCAACGAGGCAAACAAAUUGCAAAAUUUCAUGAACAUGCCUCAUAUUACAAUGGAAGAACCGCAAGAAUGCUACACAGCGGAACACCGCUGAUGUUGUCUCGGCUGCUGUCUAUGGAUGAGAUUUUCAGCAUGAAGUCAAUGCAGGACUACCUGAAGAAGACGGAGGACGAGUAUAGUGAGUGUUUGAAAGCAGUCAACGACAAUGUGUCAGAGGAGCAGAGCAAGGAGGAGGAGAUGAGGGCCAAAACGGCUCAAGUGUCCCUGCUGCAUCCUCUCAUUGAGUGCACCAGAAAACUGAACAUUAAACAUAAAGAGAUUAUGGAGACAGAGACACUAAUGAAAGAUGAAGAUCCGGCCCUGCAAGAACUGGCUGUGCUGGAGAAAGAAGCUUGUUUGCAAGAUAUUCAGGACCUCAGAAAAAAGAUCCUAGACCUGUUGAUGCCUGAGGAGGUGGUAGAUAUGAGCGAUCUGGUCCUGGAGGUCACCGCUGGUGUUGGGGGUCAAGAAGCCAUGCUCUUCACUGCAGAGGUGUUUGACAUGUACCAGGGCUUUGCUCAGUAUCACGGCUGGUCCUUCGAUAUCCUGGACUACAUGCUCAGUGAGCUAGGCGGAGUGCGUCGUGCCUCAGCCAGUAUCAGCGGUCCGCAGAGCUACAAGAGGAUGAAGUUUGAGGCUGGAGUUCAUCGCGUGCAGAGAAUUCCUAAGACGGAGAAGCAGGGUCGAAUACACACCAGCACCAUGACGGUGGCUGUGCUUCCACAACCCACCGAGAUCUCAUUCACAAUCAAUCCUAAAGAUCUGAGGAUUGAAACUAAGCGAGCGAGCGGAGCUGGAGGACAACAUGUCAACACCACAGAAAGUGCAGUCAGAAUUGUCCAUCUGCCAACAGGAGUGGUUUCUGAGUGUCAGCAGGAGCGGUCUCAGCUGAAAAAUAGGGAAAAGGCAUUGAAAAUCCUCACAGCCAGACUGUACAGCAUGAAGCUGGAGGAGGAGACCAGCAAGCGCUAUAACCAGCGUAAAAUACAAAUUGGCACCAAAGGCAGAUCGGAGAAAAUUCGGACCUAUAAUUUUGCCCAGGACCGGAUAACAGACCACCGGAUGAGCUUGACGCUGCAUGAUGUCAAGAGCUUCAUGCUGGGAGAGGAUCUGCUGGAUGAGAUGAACUCUUCACUGCAGGAAUUCUCCAACCAGGAAAUGCUCAUGGAACUGCUAGAGGACAACAGUGAGGAGAAUUCCUGAAACUGUCAAGGAUUUUCAGAUUUCAGUGCAAUACUAAUCCUGGAAUGUCAGUUAUUCCUACUCUUCAAAUUUUGCUGGAAAAAACAUGAUUCACGAUGGCUUGCAAGGGUAAGAAAACUGCUGAUUUUUGUAAUGGUUAUGUCCAUUCUCUCACAGUUAGAUGUACCAGAUAUCAGUCACUGAACAAC